Messenger RNA from Spodoptera littoralis (African cotton leafworm), 1887 nucleotides. The record is from the annotation of a GenBank genome assembly. Lineage: Eukaryota; Metazoa; Arthropoda; Insecta; Lepidoptera; Noctuidae.
AUGUCGUGGUUAUUUGGGUACAGUUCUACGCCUCCGCCACCCUCUGAUGUUCCACCUGCAGAUUCUGGAGGGUCUGCCGCACCCCCAACUAACCUAACCAAAUCUGAAAAGAAAGCCAUGGAAGCCUAUCGUUUUGACUCUAGUGCUUUAGAAAGAGCUGCACAAGCAGCUAGAGAACUAGAACGCUCAAAACAUUCAAAAGAAGCCUUGGAGUUAAGUAAGCUACAGGAAAGUACCAAACAGACAGAACAAAUGGCUAAAAUAAAAGAAUAUGAAGCUGCCAUAGAACAAGCCAAAGUCGAACAGAAGAGAAUUGAUUAUGAAGAGCGCAGGAAAACAUUACAGGAGGAAACUAAACAACACCAAAUGAGAGCCCAGUAUCAAGAUCAGUUGGCUAAAAAGAGAUAUGAAGAGCAGCUUGUACAACAGCAAAAAUCUCAAGAUGAAAUCCUUAGAAAACAAGAAGAGAGUGUAGCAAAGCAAGAGGCAUUACGGCGUGCUACUAUUGAACAUGAAAUGGAGCUAAGAGAGAAGAACAAACUCAAAGCUAUUGAGGCAGAAGCUCGAGCCAAAGCUAAAGCUGAUCGUGAAAAUCGUGAUAUCACAUUAGAACAAAUAAGAUUAAAGGCAGCUGAAAACAGAACCACUAUUCUAGAAGGUAUCAAGACAGCAGGGAGUGUUGUGGGUACUGGCCUUAAUGCUCUUGUGACUGAUUGGGACAAAACUCUAGCUGCUGCUGGAGGAUUGUCACUUUUGGCUCUUGGUGUAUACUCCGCUAAAGGGGCAACAUCAGUGGCUGCAAGAUUUAUUGAGGCUCGCAUUGGCAAACCCACCCUUGUGAAUGAAACAUCUAGAUUCUCUUUACUGGAAGCUGUUAAACAUCCCAUACUCACCGUUUCCAAAGCAAUUCAGAGUUUCAAAAAGCCAUCAGAUGCUUUAGCAGGCGUUGUUCUAGCACCAACCCUUGAGCGACGACUUCGAGACAUUGCUAUUGCAACUAAAAAUACGCGUUUGAACAAGGGAUUCUAUAGAAAUCUGCUCAUGUAUGGACCUCCUGGAACUGGUAAAACUUUGUUCUCAAAGAAACUGGCAAAACAUUCAGGCAUGGAGUAUGCUAUACUCACGGGUGGUGAUGUUGCCCCCAUGGGAAAGGAUGCUGUUGCAGCUAUACAUAAAGUAUUUGAUUGGGCUAAUACAAGCAAAAAAGGUGUACUCCUCUUCAUUGAUGAAGCUGACGCAUUUUUGAGAAAGCGUUCCUCUGAAAGAAUUAGUGAAGACUUGAGAGCAGCGCUCAAUGCAUUCCUGUACAGGACAUCUGACCAAAGCAAUCGGAUUAUGUUGGUGCUUGCUUCAAACACGCCUCAACAAUUCGAUUCUGCGAUUAACGAUCGUCUCGACAAGAUGAUUGAAUUCGGACUGCCUGGUCUUGAGGAGCGUGAACGAUUGAUUCGUCUUUACUUUGAUACCUUUGUUCUUAAGCCUGCAUCAGAAGGAAAGAGGCGAUUGAGUGUAGACCAAUUCGACUACAGUGCAUUAUGUACAACACUCGCCGCCCGGACAGCUGGUAUGUCUGGCCGAGCACUCUCCAAGUUGGGUGUUGCAUGGCAGGCGGCAGCUUACGCCUCUGACGAUGGACGCCUCACUGAGCAAAUGUGUAUUGAUAUAUGUGACGAUGCUGUUCGAGAUCACCGUCAAAAGAUGGAAUGGCUGUCAUCUGAGGAGAAAUCGCGAAGUAUGAUGCCAUAUCUUCUAGACUUGCCUCCUUUGGAUGUAGAACACAAUGAAAUCGCUCAAGUUGUUAGCAAGAAUCAUACAGUGGCGGAGGAUACAAAUGAAUCCAAAAAUGCACAAAAGAAGAAAGAGGAUAUUGUUGAAUUAGAAAAGUGA